Haliotis rubra (blacklip abalone) is the source of this 3593-nucleotide messenger RNA. Its product is annotated as sulfotransferase 1C4-like. Gene Ontology annotation, cellular component: cytoplasm. NCBI's taxonomy places the organism in Eukaryota, Metazoa, Mollusca, Gastropoda, Lepetellida, Haliotidae. The record is from RefSeq and is a predicted model, not a curated record. Gene Ontology annotation, biological process: sulfation. The coding region runs from base 104 to 985 and encodes 293 amino acids. Gene Ontology annotation, molecular function: sulfotransferase activity. The transcript has 7 exons.
CAAACUACAGUCAGACAGUGGAAGGUUGCCUUGGCGAAACUGUAUAGACCCCAGUCUGUACACCGUACGCCUCACUAUUUGCGAGUCCCUCGGCCGUUCAAGGAUGUCUGUUGUCGAGGACCACGACGUAGGAGGUAACUCUAUCAGCUUCCUGGAGGUCGAUGGCUUUCGGUAUCCAAUCGUUGACCAGGAAAUAGUGAAGGGCAUGUCGCAGCUGAAGGUCAAAGAUGACGAUAUAUUACUACUUGCAUAUCCCAAAUCAGGUACACACUGGCUUUGGGAAAUCACUUCCAUGCUGCUCCAGGGUAAAGCAGAGACCGUCCCUCACUGGAAGAGUAAAGUCAUGGUGGAGCUCCAGCCACAAGAAGUCAUAGACUCAUUCCCAGGCUCCCAUCGAGUCCUCAACACGCAUGUUCGGUACAACCAACUUCCGGUACAAGCAAGAGAGAAGAGGUGUCGCAUUAUCUUUGUCCUGAGAAAUCCUAAGGAUGUUGUUGUGUCCUUCUUUAACCACCACAAGUCAUUCACGAAUCUAUAUGGGGAGUACAAUGGAUCCUUAAAGGAUUAUCUCCCUUUCUUCCUGGUUGGGAAAACGGACUACGGAUCUUGGUUUGACUAUGUCCUUGAGUGGGAGAAGGACAUCGAGGCCCAGCAAGACCGACACCCUAUACACAUAAUGUACUAUGAAGACAUGAAGCAGAAGCCCUUGGAGGAAAUCCGGAAGUUGGCAGUGUUUCUGGGAGUACCUACUGAUGACUCACUCUACAGCGCCGUGGCAGAGAAAUGUUCCUUUAAGAAUAUGAAGGGCGACAAGGAACCAUACGAUCCAAAGUUCAAGGGCCAACUUUUUGUUUACAGGAAAGGCCAAGUGGGAGACUGGCAGAACUGGCUGACACCGGAACAGAACGAGAUGUUGGAAAAGUUGUACCAGGAGAAGAUGAAGGACAGCAAGUUCAAGGACAAAAUGAGGUUCACGCUGACAUAGGCAGAAGUACCACAUACAUUAUACGCAAUGUCAUAUAUAAUGACGGAAUCAAAUACUCAGUAACCAUUACAACGAUGUACAUAGCCCAUACAACAGUAUGUGACUAUUCAAUGUAUAGCUGCUGUUCUAUUUCGUACUACUUUACACAAUGUUCAUUUUGCAGAACAUAUGGAGAAUGAAAUAUCCUUUCUCACCUUGUCAGGUUGCUGGAACUUUGGGGCAUUGGACAUUACAGCGUGCAAGGUUUGAUUAAAUAUAGAACCGUUGUCGACCCGUUGAGCUUUAGGAUAGGGUUUCUGAAAAGGGAUUGGAAUCACAAUUGCUUCAAACUAAACAUGCUAACAGGAUAAUGGCAAACACAAUCUGAUGUUUGACUACUCGAUUUUCUUUUGUUAGUAUUGGGGAAAAGAAAAUAUUAAGAGACGAUAUAAAACAAAGAGUAGUUGAUAUGGAUACAUGGCCUUGGCAUGGUUCAAUAUUAACAUCUGAAGUCCUUUAGAAAGGUUUCUGUUGGAACAGAGGCUUGUUCUUUAUAAUAGGUAAACACUAUGUUUGUGGAAACUUCACGUUCAGGAAAAGAUGCUCACCAGAUAUUGUUCAUUUUUAUAAAUGUUAUCAAUUUGAUAUCUUGAUAAAAGUUUACAGUCUGAGCAACUGUGCAAGUUUUCGGUGUCUGCGUUAAAAGUUUUCAAUGCGUAACAUUUAACACUAGAGCGUAUUUUAUGUGAGCUUCAUUCACUACUCCAGUGACGUCCUGUUUUGAAGAGAUUGUAUGUAAGCUUCAAUAACUAAAAGGAAGCUAAAUCUAAACUUUGGAUCGCCGGACGUUAAGACAACAUAAAGAUAACAGUCUAUCAGUCAGAGUUUUGCUGACAACGUUUCCAAACUGAACGUUUCCCCCAACACAUCCCCCAACACGCAACGUUGUACCAUGCUGAUUUCAACAGAGUUGUUGGUCCAUUGUCUUAAGUAAACUACUAUAAAUCACUUUUGAAAUGUAGCUGUCCUGCCGAAAGGAAGACUCAUUUUGUGUUUUCAAUUGGAUUUUGAUUGAAACAGCUCUUAUAUUUGGUAUGUCUUUAAUACUUUGUGUUUUAUAAGCCUUCAAAAUGUUUCUCCUCUCUUUUAGAAAUAGCAGAACUAUUUCGAAACAUAAGGCUUCAAAGGCAAACGUGGUCAAACCUGUGACAUUCCAGCAGAUUCAAGUUGCAUUUAUUAACGUAUAUGUUCAUAAUAAUAUAAGCAGAACAGUUAUUCUUAAAUCAGGUUUCAAGACUAGGCCCUAUAAAUGUCUAUCUCAUACAUAUUUUACUGUGACUGAAACCACGUUUCGCUCUUGACACAGCAAUCAUAUAAAUGUCCACAGUCCAAAUUGUGUCUUGUGAAAAGUGACUUUUCUAUAUUGUCUUUUAGGUCUAAAACAGAUUUUCUUCGAGAGAAGAGAAAUUGCAAGCCACGGUCUAUUCAGAUAAAUACAUGUAACUGGUCUAGCCGAUAACAAGCUAACUGAAAGUGUAAAAAGUAUAAUCACAUAUAUCACAUUUAACCACUCUCUGGAAAAGCAUUGUGUAUGGCGACAAGCCGUGGGGGCUGUGCCAACUUAAGCUUGAGAGCCACGAAAAGGGUUAGCAUGUCCCGCACCCGCCAUUUACAACAAAAAUGGCUGAAAAUGAAAGUGUAUUUUGCCUGGCCCCACACAGCAGUACUCCUGCUAUACGACGGCGGUCUGUAAACAAAGCAAACCAUCAGGUGAUCGAUGGACCGGAAAAUACAGUUAGAUAAUUAUGAAUCAUCACCUCUGUGUAGAAUGAGAUUACAAUGCUGAAAGUAAAGAACAGCGUUUGGGAAAUAGGUUGUUAUUUAGCAACAAGAAACAGACAGGUAGUCUGUCAGAUCAAAUGCCUUUUUUGUCGGUUCUCAUUAACCUUACGCUGCUGUGAUUGCUCGUUUUGUUGCAUAAAUUAUAUUUGAAGCCAGGGAGCUUGCGUGUAUUUGCGCUGUGAGGAGUUUGCAUGGUACCGCAUGGCUGUCUGUGAAAUGUUGGUUUCUUUUUCUCAACACGAAAUGAUGCUGACACAGUGCCGAAAUUGAGGUCAACAAUCAGUCUGUCAUCGUAAAUAUUGAAAAACAAAUCAAACUGAAAUAUGUUUCGUCCAAAUAGAUUUUCUUCCACAUGUCUUGGUAUAAUGAAAACCAAACUAAGCCCUACAUGCAUUAGCUGAUCCAUUAUAAGGGAGAAAAAGAAUACGGAAUACAUACACUAUAGUAACACUCCUUCCUCAAUCGUUUAUAUGUUUCAAACAUAAUGGGAAAGUGUUGUUUGAUUAUGUAGAGGUUCUUCAUGAGAACCGUAUUCUGCCCGACGAUCCUUUUGUGAAGCAAGUCAAAGGCUUUUGUAAAUGCGCGAAGGAUGUUUGACACAUUAUCAAUGUCAAUGUUAAUUUUUGUGAUGGAUUAGGACUACUGGACGGUACAGGAAUGACUGUCUAUAAAGUAGUGAUGGGAACUAGUUUAUUUUAGAACCGAUCAAUAAUCAAAAACAUUCGUUUUUCAUUUUGUUUAUGUAAAGCUCGUUAAUGCAGGUAACAAUAAAGAAUAAAAACAUGUA